AUGCGUAGUAAACUGUUCACUUCCGGAUAGUUGAAAAUAACGUAAUAAUAAUCUUCUGGGUUGUUUUUCAUGAAUCAACCAAGAUGAACAUAGGUACAGCCACCAGUGAGGAGAACCCUACCCACUCCUACCUAAAUAGCAAGGGAAUCUGGUUCACUUACACGCUGGUUAUCCUCCUUUUCCAUCUUAUGCUCCUUAGUGUUCCGUUUUUCUCUGUAGCUGUAGCAUGGACACUGACAAAUAUUGUACACGAUGUGGGAAUGUUUUAUUGUUUGCAUGUUACAAAAGGCACCCCAUGGGGUACACCAGAACAGGGACAAGCUCGAACACAAACUCAGUGGGAACAAAUUGAUUAUGGUCGGCAAUUCACGCCUACUAAAAAGUUCCUAACAAUUGUUCCAAUUGUGUUGUUUUUCCUGGCAAGUUUCUACACAAAGUAUGACAAAGUACAUUUUAUAAUCAAUGCCAUUGCACUAGGCUGGAGUGUCGUUCCAAAAUUCCCACAAUUCCAUGGUGUCCGACUUUUUGGAUUCAACAAAUUUUGAUCAACCUGUGAUCAAAAGAGUGAUGAUUUAAAGACAAAAGACAUGUUGAACCAUGUAGUGUUCGUAGUACCACGGGAGCAAAACAGAAAUACUUUGUGGAAAGAGAUUCACUGAGGGAACUUUUUAUGUCACUGAUCAGGCAGCCAUAGUAAGCUAUGUUGUACAGUGUUGAGAAGUAAGCCUUUGUAGAGCAAUUAUAUGUUAUAGUAUUUUAAUAUUUGACUUGAAAAUGUUUUGAAUCUUUUCCUUAACCCAGUCAGAGGCUGUCAGUGUUGAAAUCUCAAAAUAUUGUAUUUUCUAAAUUUAUUUUUCCAUUGAAUAAAUAAUUUAAUCAAAAGGUGCAAUACCUGACUGAAAAUAGAAGUACAAAUGUAUAAAAAAAACAUGAAUUCAAGAAGUUCAGAAUUAAAUAAUAAAAACAAAAAUUCUAAUAAGAUAACAAAACAAAUAUUCCAAAAGUCCAUCAUGUAUGCAUUACCAAGAAGGUUUUGUAUGUAUGAAUUAAUUUACUUGAAAUUGAAAUAAGUUCUCAAUGGAAUUUUUGUAUCAGUGAAGUAUAAAGUAUAUUUACAGUUUGAGGUAAUAAGUCAUUUCAGAAACUUGCUAUCAAAGCUGCCAAUUUAUUUAGUUUUCCCUUGAAUUUCUCUUGUAGUACAAGUCUACUUUGGGAGAUAUAUUUUUAGUUGAUAAACUUCACUUGGUCUCUUUUAGCAUUGAACAUAUAAAAAAAGGAAAAGUUGUUUUUGAAUACAGUGGACCCGCGAUAAUCCGGACGCCGAUAGUCCGGAAAACUCACAGUCCGGACGAAAAUGCACUGGAACGGAUUUCCGUAAAGUUAUUUGUACUCACCAGUCAGGAAAUUCGGAGUCCGAUUCCGGAAGCCCAUUUUGGGAACGGAACAUACUUUUCAUUAGUAAAUUUCCCUCAAUAAUACGGACAAUUUUUUCACCAUGAGGAGAAAAAAAAUGUCGGAGCAAGUCACCC
This is a messenger RNA of Pecten maximus, 1529 nucleotides long. Its product is annotated as ORM1-like protein 3. NCBI's taxonomy places the organism in Eukaryota, Metazoa, Mollusca, Bivalvia, Pectinida, Pectinidae. The record is from RefSeq and is a predicted model, not a curated record. The transcript has 4 exons. The coding region runs from base 84 to 545 and encodes 153 amino acids. Gene Ontology annotation, cellular component: endoplasmic reticulum membrane. Gene Ontology annotation, biological process: negative regulation of ceramide biosynthetic process; intracellular sphingolipid homeostasis; ceramide metabolic process.